Aureobasidium melanogenum CBS 110374 is the source of this 960-nucleotide messenger RNA. Its product is annotated as WD40 repeat-like protein. NCBI's taxonomy places the organism in Eukaryota, Fungi, Ascomycota, Dothideomycetes, Dothideales, Saccotheciaceae. Gene Ontology annotation, biological process: mRNA splicing, via spliceosome. Bases 1 to 960 code for a protein of 319 amino acids. Gene Ontology annotation, molecular function: protein binding. The transcript has 3 exons. The record is from RefSeq and is a predicted model, not a curated record. Gene Ontology annotation, cellular component: catalytic step 2 spliceosome.
AUGAGCGCGCAAUUCCCUACACGACCCAUAUCGAGACUCACAGGGCACAAUGGCCAAGUGCUCGCCCUCUGCUACAGCGCCGGAACAGGCCAAUACCUCUUGACCGGCAGCACCGACCGACAGAUCCGCCUCUUCAACCCUGCCACUGGCCUCGAAGUUCAGAGGUACAGCGCCCACGGCUACGAAGUGCACGAUUUGAGCGUCGCCCAAGACAAUGAUCGCUUCAUCAGUGUAGGCGGCGACAAGACCGUCUUUCUAUGGGACGUUGCAACACACCAGACGUUGCGCCGAUGGAGUGGUCACGCUGGCCGCAUAAACGCUUGCGCCUUUGCUGGCGAAGGAGAUUCUCUUGUGGUGACUGGGAGCUUUGAUUCGACCGUCAAGAUCUGGGAUUGCAAACAACGGAGCGAGAAGCCCAUCAUGACGUUAUCAGAGGCCAAGGAUGCUGUGUCUUCUGUCUCUGUAUCUGGUGCUGAGAUCAUGGCAGGCAGUGUGGAUGGUAGGGUUAGAUGUUAUGAUGUGAGGAUGGGUGUUAUCGACCAGGAUGUGCUUGGUCAUCCCAUUACUUCCGUCACACCAACCGUCAACAAUGAUUCCUAUCUCGCCAGCACCCUGGACUCGACCUUGCGCCUCAUGGACAAAAGGGACGGCAAAUUGCUGCAGGCGUUCCGGCAACCGGAUUUCAAGAACGAGAACUACAGACUACGAUCUACCCUGGCUGCAGGAGACAGUCUGGCCAUCUCUGGUUCAGAAGACGGACACAUAUACGUCUGGGAUCUGCUGACUGGCAACUUGAGCCACAAGCUCAAGCAUUCUAACCCCGCUCUGACGGAUGGGUCCAAAGCUGUUGUCUCCAUGUCCUCGAAGAGAGAUGUGGUGAACUCGGUAGCAUGGAACCAGUUGAGAAAGGAGUGGGCUAGUGCUGGAGGGGAUGGCAGUGUUGUCGUUUGGGGCACUUGA